Molecule: messenger RNA, 1539 nt
Organism: Triticum dicoccoides
Lineage: Eukaryota; Viridiplantae; Streptophyta; Magnoliopsida; Poales; Poaceae
Exons: 5
Coding region: 1-1539 (512 amino acids)
Biological process (GO): cytokinin-activated signaling pathway
Molecular function (GO): DNA binding
Source: RefSeq, a predicted model, not a curated record
AUGGAUGUGAACCUGUCCUCAGUAUCAUUUCUUCCCUUCCAAACAGGGGAAGAGGCCCUAGAUUCCCUUAAAAGGGGGGUUGCUAAAGAUGAGGAGCUUGAUUUGAUAGUAGCGGAAGUUCAUCCUGGCAAUACAGAGGUGGGCACCUUGGGGCUAUUUCACCACAUCCUGAGUGAACUUGAAGUGCCUCUCAUCACUAUGUGUGCCUAUGAUGAGGCAGUCUCUGCACGCAUGACUCUUGGAACAUGCUUCAAUGUGGUUAAGCCGUUGGAUACUGAAACCGUCAAUUUUCUGAGGAUGAGAGCACUGCAACACAGGUCUAUCAAAAAUCACAGGUCUGUGGCUGAGGAUGAAGAACAAGAUGCGUUAAACGCGAAUGUCUAUCCAUAUAAUCUGGGUCGGUUCAUAUGGAGCAGUGAACUCCAUGAAAAGUUCUUGCAGGCUGUCGAAGUGCUUGGGGCGUCUGCUACGGCUAGAAAAAUUCACCAGUACAUGAAUGCAAAGGAUUUGAAUUUGACCAUACAGCACGUCGCAAGCCAUCUCCAGAAACACCGGCUGCGAGGGCAGAGGCAGAGGUUAUCUCACGAUGAAGAGGGCUACCAACAUUAUGCCAGCAUGAAGGAAUUAUCUGAGAUGAUUUCAUCAGCGUACAAGGCAGUCAGUACUAAACCCAAUAAUCAUCUGGCAACAACCCAGACGCAGUUCACACAUGGGGUUGCCUCUGCUAUCUGGGACAAGUACCCCGGGAUGGUGUGGCCACAUGUGGAGGGAAGUUCAGCUGCCUCUGCUAUGUGGUACAAUUACCCCGGAAAGCCGUGGAGACAAGUGGGGAAGAGUUCAGCCAGUGCACGAGUUUCUCAGACUAAUGCACGCCCACCUCCAGUUCUGAUACAUGGUACCAAGUCCAUCUGGGAUAGGUACGAGGAGAGCCUGCAGUACUAUAAUGAGAGCCUGUCAUACAAACGCGAGGUGUUGCCUGUAAAGAGCAAAGCACUUGCUGGAUAUGGACGCAAGAUUUUCAUCAAUCUGGAGAGAGAGGAGACCAGUCGUACUGAAGCAUCAGGCAAGAUUGUCAUCAACCUGGAGAGCCAUGACAUGCAGAAAGACACCACGGACGACGUGCACGCCGCAGUUACACCGCAGGAAGACACAAUGGACGAGGUGCACGUCGUAGUUACUCUGCAGAAAGACACCAUGAACGAGGUGCAUGCCGCAGUUACUCUACAGAAAGACAACUACCAACCCGCUGCAGAGAAUGUGCAGUCUAGUGACUGGGAAGAGGUGGAGAAAUUCUGGAUGAACCAGAUGGGAGGACAGGGGCAGGAGCAGCAAGUCCUUGAACCAAUGGAUCUGCUCCAGAUAGACGGCAUCGACCCAGAGGAACUGCUCCAGGAAGACGAAACCUGGAACCAGGCGCUUCAGCCAGCAAAUCCGGUGAACGUCGUGGACAACGCACCCAUGGCUGAAGAACCGGCCGCUGGAAACGCCCUGGCGUACGAUCCUGCGAACCAGUCCGGUGUCGCCGACAACGUGCUCUAG